AGUUCGGCUUUAAGGGGGAGUCUCCAGUCUUCCUCACCAAUCUUUAGGAUCUCAGCUGGAGGAAUACCAGAGGAUCCUUCCCCUUUCCCUACUCCUUCUCCCUCCAGCCUCCCGAGCCAGCCCCUGAGCAGAUCCAAGACGGGCAGAGCAGUUGCAAGGUGGUGCGAGGGAGAUGCGGCCCCGAGGAGGGGGCUCGGCCGAGGGUCUCCUGAGGGGCUGAGGGAGAGGUCCGGAUGGCAGCGGCGGCGGCGAGCGGCGCACAGAGAGUUGGAAACAACAUGAACACUUCGGUGCUCGCCCCCUUGGGAAAUAUUUCCAGUCACCUGAAUUUUUCGGAGAGGAACUCGCAGAUCUUGCAGUUUGAGGACGAGGAUUGCCAUGUGCCUUUGGCCAUGGUCUUCACUCUGGCCUUGGCUUACGGGACCGUGAUAAUUCUGGGAGUCUCUGGGAAUCUGGCCUUGAUUGUCAUUAUUUUAAAACAAAAGGAGAUGCGCAACGUUACCAACAUCCUCAUUGUCAACCUGUCCUUUUCUGAUCUUCUCGUAACCAUCAUGUGUCUUCCCUUUACCUUUGUGUACACCUUAAUGGACCACUGGAUUUUUGGGGAGGCCAUGUGCAAAUUGAAUCCUUUUGUGCAAUGUGCCUCAAUCACUGUCUCGGUCUUUUCUUUAGUCCUCAUUGCUAUCGAACGCCAUCAGCUGAUCAUCAAUCCCCGUGGCUGGAGGCCGAACAACAGACAUGCCUACAUGGGGAUAGCUGCCAUAUGGAUUUUAGCUACAGCUUCCUCUUUGCCUUUCCUGAUCUACCAUGUGUUAACGGAUGAACCCUUCAGAAACAUAACAUUUGAUGAAUAUAAGGACAAAUAUGUGUGUUUGGACCUAUUUCCUUUGGACACUGCCAGGCUUUCUUAUACCACGACGCUUUUGGUGAUUCAGUACUUUGGACCACUUUGUUUUAUAUUUAUUUGCUACUUAAAGAUAUACAUACGAUUAAAAAAAAGGAACAACAUGAUGGACAAGAUGAGAGACAGUAAGUACAGAUCCUCUGAAACCAAAAGGAUCAACAUCAUGCUGAUCUCAAUAGUGGUCGCAUUUGCAGUUUGCUGGCUGCCUCUCACCAUCUUCAAUAUCGUGUUUGAUUGGAACCACGAAAUUCUGCCUGUUGCUACCUGCAGCCACAACCUGUUGUUCCUGAUUUGCCACCUCACUGCCAUGAUCUCCACCUGUGUGAACCCCAUCUUCUACGGAUUUCUCAAUAAGAACUUCCAAAGGGACCUGCAGUUUUUAUUUCAUUUUUGUCAUUUCCGCUCCCGUGAGGAAGAUUAUGAGACUAUAGCCAUGUCCACCAUGCACACGGAUGUUUCAAAAACCUCUUUAAAGCAGUCAAGUCCAGUCGCCUUCAAAAAAAUAAAUAGCGAUGAUGAUGACAAAAUAUAAAGAAGUAAUAAAAAUUCUACACCAAACUGCUGGGAGUGUGAUCGCAGUGUCCAAGGACAAGCACAAUUACAUAACAAGUACAAAAUGGGUAAUGUUUUUCUUUUUUUACCAAGGAACUUUGAUUGUUGUCACUUUGAAAUUAUACACUGUGCAUUUUUGCCCCUUUUCUGCUUUAAUGUUUGCAGCAGCUAUAUCUGAAUCUUAUUAUAAAACAUAGUCGGACCUGCUACUACCUAUGGUUUUCAUCAGCUGUCUUUUGUUCUGUUUUCUUUGUACAGUUAUGUGCUUUAGCACAAAGAUAUAUUUAUUGAUUUUUUUCAAAGAAGGAGUUUUCAGUAGUGUCCAUUUAAGACCAUUAGAAACAAUAUGAACCACAGGGAGGCUGUCACUACGGAGGACACCCAUCCCAGAAUAAAAUCAGGACAUUCUGAUUUGAAGAGUUCUUCUUCCUCUUCUUCUUUUUAAUCCAUCUUUUGAUUGGUUAAAAUCCUGUGAAAUCAGUGUAGGCUGCAGAAAAUGAUUCCGUGAAACCUGUAGGAUAUGUUAAAUGGGGACAUGCAUUUGUCUCGUUCACAGAGGCAAUUCAGGCUGUAAUCACUUAGGUUCAAAGGCAGGAUUAAGAGAGAAAUUCUGUUCUCAUUUAUGAGAAUAAAACCCUACAGUAAUUCCACAGAGCACAAUGGGAUAACUGAUGUUUCACCACAGCAAAUGAAAGCCCAAAUGGGCCUUCAGUCCCAACUGAUUAUAGCUGAUUUUAAUAAUACAGACUUUAAAUUUAAAAAACCCAAACACCAUUUUCAUCUACCGUCACUGACAGGAGUUGGUGUUGCUGGGAUCAAAUCUACUGUCCAUCCCAAGCCUAUGAACCUUGUAAAUUCUUUUUGAGACCUGUGUCCAGAAUCUAAAGGGAGAUGGGAUUGUUCACUGUCUGUGCAUGCCUUGGAGAUGACAGUGAAAAUCAUGUCUGGUAUUAAAAAAAUAAGCUUCAGCUACCUGAGUCUUUUCAUAAUAAUUAGUGAUGAUCUAUAUAAAUUAUGUAUAGCCUCAUACUAUUCUGUGUUCAGAUGCAAUUAUAUAAACUUGGAUUAUCUCCAAGACAAUGGAUGGUUUAAUCAAGAUGUGAAAAAAUAUAAAAGGAGUAUAUGGAUAUAGUUUGGGUGUAAUUGGUAUGUUUAGCUUCCAAACUCACAGUUUCCACAGUUGGUUGAAGUUUGGAAAUAUUUGCCAAAUAUACACAAUAGAGCUCUGUGUGUUAUUGCUUAAAAUAUAUAUCCUCUAAUUACACAAAAUAUACAUGACUAUAUCCCCAGCUGAGGGAAACCUGCAUAACUUGACAGCUGUAAAUGAAACUACAACAAUAUCAGCCAGCUGAGGUUCUGUGUCAUAUACCGUACUUUGCUGUAUAAUCAAUGCCUUUUUGAAUAAUCAGCUCUUUAAAAUACAAUAUAGACCCUACUUUCUUUCAGCAAGGUCAAUUUAAACCAUUCUGGCAGAGAUAAAGGGUCUUUAAAAUGGAUAUAAAUGUAAAUGUAGCAUAAAUGGAAAUCUCACCUGAUAUCUUUCUGAGCAAAAAGAUCUCAGGAUGUGAUGAUGAAUUUAACAUGUUCUAAAAUCGACAUGGAUAAAUGCCUAAGAAAUGAAAAUUAUUGGGUUUGCCAGUAUUUAAAAGUAAAAAACCUGUGCCUUGUGCUGUCUUAUAAUUAGUGUAGAAUAUUAAAGUAGCAAUGUGUUCUUGUGCAUUAUAAUUCCAUUUAUUUCUCUACUGGCAGAUAAUUUAAUUAAAAAGGAGGUUUCUGUGGUUGAGAACAAAGAGGGAAUGUAGAAAAUGAAUUAGAAGACAGAACUUUCUUUCAGAGCUUGGCCCUUUUGUAUUUUAUGAGAUUCCCCUUUUCUUUGUGGUUCUCUGUGGAGUGUGUUGUUAAUAACUUGACAAGGGUCUCCUGAAAUUAUUCCCCUGUCACUUUCCAGUAAUUUUUAUAUGCUAAGGGGUGUGCAUUUUCCCAAAGAGAUACAGUGUAGAAACCCAGACAUGCUUUCCUAUUAGGAAUGUCACAGUGUGUUUUUCACAGUAGAAAGGAAAUCACAGUGAAUCUUAUGUUUUUUCCCAUUUCUGAAAAAAUCAUUUUCUUCCAAUUCAGUGGAAGAAGAAAACAAAAUUAUUUGAGACAGUUUCCAGUUUGCUGGAAAUUUUUGAUCAGGCUGAAUUAGAUGUUUAUACAGAAUAGGUAUUAGAGCAACUUUAGAGGAACCUGCUGAAGCACAGAGACCUAAAGCUGGUGAGUCCUAAGAUUCAGAGGUCCCCAGUGGGAUAGCAACAUAAUUGCUCCUGUGUCCACCUUUCUUUUGCUUGAGGUACAGUCUCAAAUCAUACAGCCCAUCUGAUACUGUCUCAUACUGUCUCCUGAGAAUAUGCCAGGUGUUUUUUGCCUGCCAACGCCUGAUACACAAGUUGAAGUAGGAGCAUUCCUUUGACUCCUCUGUGUUAAGCUCAGGAGCCACUUUUCUGCUGCACUGCUGUCCUAGGAUCAGGCUUCUCUUACAUGUUUCCUCACUGCCCUGCAAGAAGCCUUUCUGAGCCUCUGCUAAGGAUGCAGGCUAGCACAUCGUCAUGUGAAUAGCACAGGGAAUGCUUCCUGAAAUGACAGUGGAAAUGAACACAGUGUAAAGAGUGUUCAGCAGGAAAAUGCAUUUGGAGAAUUUCAGAAGCAAAAUCAUUGCGCUUCGGAAGAGUUUGCUAUGAGGACAAAGAUAAAAGUAGUCUCUCUGAGGUGCUGACCUGACAUCUGCAGGGCGUAGAUGACAUCUACUGAGAGCAGUAUUUUUGUCUUUGGUUUCAUGACUUGACACUGGAGUCCUCAAAAGCCACUGGAGGCUUUCACUUCCUGACACCUGGCUACAACACUAAUCCUCUUUUUCACUUUCAGAGCUCCAGCAUGGUUUCCCAUCCCCUAUAUGCUAAGUUUCUUCACAGGAUAAGUUGUUGGGUUUCAUUUUUCUCUGUCAUUUCUCUGUCAUUCUGGUUUGAUAUUUGUUCUUCCUGUGUGCUGUUUUGUCAAACUCCCCACACUUCAGCCCAUACUGAUUCCUAUCUCAGAAGCCUGCAGAUCCCUCUUUCAGACUGGCAGAAAAAGUUUUACUGACAGAAAAACAGAACAUUGAGGGAUCUAUAAUGUAUAUUACUAUUUAUGUGCAAUACAUUUCAUGUCAAAUCUACAGCCUUAUAUGACAAAUGUAACUAUUUAAUAAACAUUAAUAUCUGCUCCAUUUGUCAGUUAUUUUAUCAUCUUAAAACUUCACUUUUAUCCACCACAGACUUUUAAAGCUUCUGCAUAAUCUAAAUACACCAGCAUAUUUGUAUGUCAUCUUAAUAAACACUUCUGUAUUCCCAUAUGGCUUUUUGCAACAUAUUUCUUAGUUGUGUCAUUGUCCCUAUGUAUUAGUAAUCCACAACUUUCAUAUCUUCAUAAAAAAGGAUAACAAUGAAGGAGUCAAUUAAUUGACAUUAAUAUCUGGUUUUGGCAGGUUAGGAAAAAGCUGGAUAUUUAAAAAAUAAAUAUCAAUCCUGUUUUUUCCACCAUGUAAGUAAAUCAGAUUUAAAACAGGAAAAGGAACUAACAUGGCUGGACCCCCCAGGUUGCUUGAGCUGAUGCUGACUGCAUCUCAUCACUGAUGAAGGUGUGAAGAGCUAGAGGGUUCAUAUAUUCUGGUUCUGCUGUCUUGCAAUACAGUACCAGCUAUUAUUAAUGGAUCCUAAAAGCAAAAUUUGAUACUGAUUUACAUUCAGACUGUAAAUCAGCAUAUAUUUAAAUCCAGACCUCUUCAUCACAUUCUAUUUUGACCUCAGGAAAAUGUUCUUGAGAUCAAUGAAACUGAAGAAUUUGCUUAAAAUUAAUAAUUUGCCUAGGCACUCUACUGAAUAAAAGUGCAGCCCUGGCUGGCACCUCACACUCUUUCCUAAAAAUCAGAUUUUGGAUUUCAGCUUGUUAUAGAAAUGGCAUUUAGUUUUUCUCUGGAUUUUUCUCUGGAUUGUCUCUGGUUUCCAGUGCCUGACAAUGCUUUAGUUUAAGGCUUUGCUUCCUAAUUCCUUGGAUCAAAUAAUUUACCAAACUGGUGCAUAAGGAAUCCUUUUUUUUUUUUUUUUUUCUCUUAUUUUUAAAGCAUAUGUAACACAAGGAAACAUGAUCUUAAAUAACACUUCUGUCUCCCUCAGAUUAAAUUAAUUCAGCUGAGUAGAAAGAGUGGAGAAAUAAUAAUUAUAACCAAAUUAUAAGUUUUGUUGACAGCCAUUUCUCAGCUGAAGGAUAUAUACAACUCUGUGCUCUACCAUGUCCUUUUCAUUCCUGUGUUAUUUAAUAUACGGUAUCUGCCUCCCUGAGUCAUUACUAAAUACCCAAGUCAUUACUAAAGUCAAUGUGAAAGAAUAUUCUUUUCAUCUAUGUUUUGCAGAACUUAAAAUGUUUGUGGAUUACAUAUAAGAUGAAAAUAUAUAACUAGCUUUAGUCUCUUGAUUUUUUAAUUUACCUGUGGCCACAAAUAACUUCUAUUCAAUAUGUCUUCCCAUGCAAAAUAGUACUAGUGAAUUGCAGAAUCACAGAAUGGUAUGGGGUUGGAAGGGAC
Calidris pugnax (ruff) is the source of this 6053-nucleotide messenger RNA. It is a transcript of the gene NPY1R, whose product is annotated as neuropeptide Y receptor Y1. Gene Ontology annotation, cellular component: neuron projection; plasma membrane. Gene Ontology annotation, molecular function: neuropeptide binding; neuropeptide Y receptor activity. Lineage: Eukaryota; Metazoa; Chordata; Aves; Charadriiformes; Scolopacidae. Bases 234 to 1436 code for a protein of 400 amino acids. The record is from RefSeq and is a predicted model, not a curated record. The transcript is spliced from 3 exons. Gene Ontology annotation, biological process: G protein-coupled receptor signaling pathway.